Schistosoma bovis is the source of this 2535-nucleotide messenger RNA. The record is from the annotation of a GenBank genome assembly. Lineage: Eukaryota; Metazoa; Platyhelminthes; Trematoda; Strigeidida; Schistosomatidae.
GCUUACCGCAUUGCUCUAUAAGCAUUGUUCUUUCUUGUUACAGAUAUUUCUGUUGAUGUCACUUUCAUUUGAGACUUUGUACAUGUCGUAAAAAGAGGUCACAUUUUGUACCACAGUUUGUUUUAGUUAAUAUUUAUUAAAGAGAUUCAAUUUUGAGUUGUUGAAGCAGAUGAUCGAAAAUAUUGUAGAUUACUUACACUAAGAUCCAAGAAGCAGCGUCAUUUUGCCGAAUGCCACAGUAGUUUGUAAAGAACCUAGAAACAUAUCCUAGUAUCGAUCUACGAAAUUCUGGUUAUCCAUAAUACUGCCAUGUCUCAGUUUGUCCGCUGGGAUAGUAUUCUCUCUUAAGAACCUUAUAAUGCGUAUCAAAUGUUUAUUUGCAAAGUAUACUAUGCAAUCGGUCAUAGCCAACGUAGAAUCUGGUAUAUAUCUGGCAGAACAUUUAAAUUAACCAAUAUAUUAUUUUCUCCGUUUGCAACCUCGUAGUUAAUUCCACGGUCACUGAAAUUUUAGUUCCCUCUUUUCUAUACUCUAAAUUUUAAAUUUGCUGAACGGACUAUAUUUCUCAUCAUCUGUAAAUAAUCGACAUUUUCAUGACUGAAAAUUUUAAUUCUUGUAAAUAAUCUCUCAUUGUACUUUUAUAGUAAAAAAAUCUUGUUCAAAUUUUUACCAGGUUAUUAAGAAAUGUCAGAAGUAAACGAAAGUGAAUGUGAAGAAUUCUUGAACAUUAUUAAGUUGUCUUUGGAGGAAGAUAAAAGUCAUGUUCAUGUUGUUGUGAUCAUCGGAGCCUCUGGUGACUUAGCAAAGAAAAAAACUUACCCGACUUUAUGGUGGUUGUUCCGUGAUGGUCUUCUGCCCCCUCGAACUUACUUCGUUGGGUUUGCACGGUCUGAUAUUGGUACCCAGGACAUAAGAGCAGAAAGUGAAAAAUUUGCCAAGCUCUCAUCAUCUCCAUGUCAAAAAUAUGAAGAAUUUUGGGACUGUAAUUUUUACUUGAGAGGAGAUUAUACGAAUCCAAAAACAUUUGAAUUACUAAAUAAGUUUAUAGAGUCCAAGUGGGAACAAUCUGUUAAUCGCAUAUUUUAUUAUGCUAUACCACCAUCAGUUUAUAAACCUGUUUCAUCAUCUAUCAAAGAAUAUUGUACUAACAAAAACCCUGAUACGUGGACUCGAUUGAUCAUUGAAAAACCGUUUGGACGAGAUUUAGAGUCAUUUAAUGAAUUGAAUUCUGAAUUAACUAAACUGUUUACAGAAGAACAGAUUUAUCGAAUCGACCAUUAUUUGGGCAAAGAGAUGGUUCAAAAUCUACUAAUUUUACGAUUCUGUAAUCAGGUCUUCAGUCCACUGUGGAAUCGUGAAAAUAUUGAUAAUAUUACAAUAUCAUUUAAAGAACCAUUCGGAACCGAAGGACGUGGUGGGUAUUUUGAUCAAUUCGGAAUUAUUCGUGAUGUUGUUCAGAAUCAUCUUAUUCAAAUUCUUUCGUUGGUAGCAAUGGAAAAACCUAUUUCAGUUAAUGCAGAUGAUAUACGUGAUGAGAAGGUUCGUGUGCUUCGAAGCAUUGAACCUCUAACAAUAGACGACAUUGUAAUUGGACAGUACGUUGCAGAUCCGAAUGCAACAAAUCCACCUGCUUCGUUGUCUUACACGGAUGAUCCAUCAGUUCCUAAAGAUUCCAUAACACCUACUUAUGUAUGUGCUGUGUUAUAUGUGAGAAAUGAUCGUUGGAAGGGUGUUCCAUUCAUUCUCCGGGCAGGGAAAGCACUAAAUGAACGUAAAGCAGAAGUCAGAGUUCAGUUUAAAGAACCUCAUAUUCAUCUUUUCGGUUCAAAAGAAGGUCUACCACGUAAUGAAUUAGUUAUACGUGUACAACCGGACGAAGCAGUUUAUAUUAAAUUGAAUGUGAAAUCUCCUGGUAUGAAAUUUCAAACAGAAGAAACUGAAUUAGACUUAACUUAUGCUCAGCGAUAUAAAGCCAUCAAACUACCCGACGCUUACGAACGAUUGAUUCUCGAUGUAUUCUGUGGAGUUCAGACAAAUUUUGUACGUUCUGAUGAACUACGCGAAGCUUGGCGUAUUUUAACACCGGUAUUAAAAUACUUGGAAGAAAAUAAAAUCAGUCCAUAUCCAUACAUUUAUGGGAGUCGUAAUGGCCCGAAAGAAGCAGAUAUUUUGUGUAAAAAAGCAGGUUUUCAAUACUCUGGUACAUAUGUUUGGAAAUCAGGUUAAAAAAUAUUCAUUCCGUCAAUUUGCGAUAACCCAAUCAAUUAUAUAAAAGAUCCACAUGUUUUAACUUAUUUGAAUGCCUUAGUAAUUAUGAACAGAACAUUCGACUAAUUUGUUUCUUUACAGCCAAUUUGCUUUAAGAUUUUAUUGUAAUAGCACUUUUGUAAUAAUAUUGUCACAACAAACCAUAUACAAAUAUAUAAAUCUGAUUAAUACAUAUAACUCGAAUACAAUAGUAGUUGGUGUUGUUCGGUUAGUUUUAUAAUGCUUAUUGUUUUGGCCCAAUAAACAUCACUUUCAGUCAUUAUUGUA